AUGAGGAAAACUGCGACCAAGGCCGUGUCAUCUGGUAGCCCAUGGUAUGGCCCAGACCGUGUCAAGUACUUGGGCCCGUUCUCCGGUGAGCCCCCAAGCUACCUCACUGGUGAAUUCCCUGAGACCUUCGCCAAGAACCGUGAACUAGAGGUGAUUCAUUGCAGAUGGGCCAUGCUUGGAGCUAUUGGGUGUGUCUUCCCCAAGGCCGUCUGGUUUAAGGCCGGAGCCCAAAUCUUCGGUGAGGAGGGACUUGACUUGGGAAACCCGGGCUUGAUUCAUGCUCAAAGCAUUUUUGCCAUUUGGGCUUGUCAAAUGAUCUUGAUGGGUGCUGUUGAGGGAUACAGAAUUGCUGGUGGGCCACUCAGUGAGGUGACCGACCCAAUGUACCCUGGCGGAAGCUUUGACCCAUUGGGCCUUGCCGAUGAUCCCGAGGCAUUUGCUGAGCUCUAG
Ilex paraguariensis (yerba mate) is the source of this 450-nucleotide messenger RNA. The record is from the annotation of a GenBank genome assembly. NCBI's taxonomy places the organism in Eukaryota, Viridiplantae, Streptophyta, Magnoliopsida, Aquifoliales, Aquifoliaceae.